AUGGAGGACAGAAAUGCCCACCUAGUUUUUCACUCGUCCUUUUAUGUCCAAUCAAAGGAGCAGGUGUUGGAAGAGAACUCCAUUGAUCUUUGGUUUCUGUCUUUCGAGGUGACUUUCACGAAGAGGAAGUUCGGUCUGAUGAAGAAGGCCUACGAGUUGAGCGUCCUGUGUGACUGUGAAAUCGCCCUCAUCAUCUUCAACAGCUCCAACAAGCUGUUCCAGUACGCCGGCACCGACAUGGACAAAGUCCUGCUGAAGUACACCGAGUACAACGAACCCCACGAGAGCAGAACCAACUGUGACAUCGUCGAGGUGGCUGGUCUGUUGAAACCUACUCUGCUGUUGCACUCUGUGUAA
Pseudoliparis swirei is the source of this 357-nucleotide messenger RNA. Its product is annotated as MEF2 transcription factor homolog. The transcript has 3 exons. Gene Ontology annotation, molecular function: protein dimerization activity; RNA polymerase II cis-regulatory region sequence-specific DNA binding; DNA-binding transcription factor activity, RNA polymerase II-specific. The coding region runs from base 1 to 357 and encodes 118 amino acids. The record is from RefSeq and is a predicted model, not a curated record. Gene Ontology annotation, biological process: regulation of transcription by RNA polymerase II. NCBI's taxonomy places the organism in Eukaryota, Metazoa, Chordata, Actinopteri, Perciformes, Liparidae.